Branchiostoma floridae (Florida lancelet) is the source of this 733-nucleotide messenger RNA. RefSeq names its product ADP-ribosylation factor-like protein 6-interacting protein 1. The record is from RefSeq and is a predicted model, not a curated record. The transcript is spliced from 7 exons. Lineage: Eukaryota; Metazoa; Chordata; Leptocardii; Amphioxiformes; Branchiostomatidae. The coding region runs from base 80 to 715 and encodes 211 amino acids.
GUACGCGUGAUUAUGCAAAUAUUUUCGAAGCUUGACGGGAAGGUAAAUAAACAACCAGCUACAAGUAAACACCAGCAAGAUGGCGGCAGAGCACCAAAACCGUUAUACAGAUAAACAGUUAGUUGAGAUUUCACAACUGGAGAAGGACCUCCAUAACUGGCGGGAUGUCAUCAUCCAUGCAGACAGAGUGCUACGGUGGGAGAAACCCGUCUAUCCCAUCAUCCUUUGUUCAUGCCUCACUGUUUUGUUCUGUAUUGUCAUGCUUCUGGUGUACUGGUUGGAACCAUCAGUGUUGACGGGGGUGUCCACCCUCCUCCUGCUCCUGUGCUUGCUGGACUACCUUGUGCCCAACGUACUUCCCAAGUUUAUCAAGCCAAGCGAAUGGACAGAGGAACAACAACAGCGCUAUCAUGACAUAUGUGCCAGUCUAGUGCAGACCAAAGACUUCCUGGUCGUGUGUAAAAACACUUUCUUGACCCUCAAGGAGGAGAAACCCAAACUGUAUUUCUUGUCGGUUAUGAGUGUGUUGGCAACUUUGGCUUGGGUGGGGAAUGCUGUGCACAACCUACUGCUUACCUAUCUAUCAGUGUGCUUUGUGUGUCUUCUCCCCGGAAUGUUGCACCAUGGGAUACUGCAGUACUACUACCUGAUGCUGGUGAGACAACUGAAGGUGGUGAUAGACAAAGUCCAGAAAGCCCGCCAGAAGAAGGACUGAAAAGGGAACACCACAAAC